GGCGACUAACAAUCUUCCUUGCUCCCUCUCUCUAGAACAUUCUUAUCUGUUCUCUACCUUCAUUUUUUCUUUUUCCUUUUUCAUUUUAUUUUAGCCAAAGCAUAAGAAAAUGGUGAUGGCAAAGGGUCCGGGCCUCUAUUCUGACAUUGGCAAGAAAGCCAGAGAUCUUCUUUACAGGGAUUAUCAGGGUGAUCAUAAAUUCACUAUCACUACUUACACUGCAAAUGGAGUGGUGAGUAAAAUGCACAUUUCUUUAGUUGAAAUGGGAUUUCUGGCGACGGGGCUCAGGGUUUUUAUUCAACGUUUGCAAUAUCAGCUUGCUAUCACAUCGACUGGAACUAAGAAAGGCGAGUUGUUUCUGGCAGACGUUACCACCCAGCUGAAAAACAAAAACAUCACAACUGACAUAAAAGUGGAUACCAACUCUAAUGUAAGUUAUAAUACUAUGCUUAAUUCUUUAUUUGGCUGCUAGUUUUAUUACU
This is a messenger RNA of Olea europaea var. sylvestris, 482 nucleotides long. Its product is annotated as mitochondrial outer membrane protein porin of 36 kDa-like. The coding region runs from base 110 to 472 and encodes 120 amino acids. Gene Ontology annotation, molecular function: voltage-gated monoatomic anion channel activity. Gene Ontology annotation, biological process: monoatomic anion transmembrane transport. Gene Ontology annotation, cellular component: mitochondrial outer membrane. The transcript has 4 exons. The record is from RefSeq and is a predicted model, not a curated record. Lineage: Eukaryota; Viridiplantae; Streptophyta; Magnoliopsida; Lamiales; Oleaceae.